AUGGCUUUUCCACCAGUUUUUCUCAUACUAUCCAUUGCUCUGUUUUCCAUCAACACAAAAGCUCAAACAAACCAACCAAACGCCAUCGCUUUGGGCUCCUCUUUGUCCCCAAACGACAACACCACUUCAUGGCUCUCACCUUCCGGCCUCUUCGCCUUCGGUUUCUACAGCCAAGACGACGGCUUUGCGGUCGGAAUUUUUAUGCUCAGCCAACCAGAAACAACAGUUGUUUGGACUGCAAACCGAGACGACCCGCCACUCUCUUCAAAAGCCACUUUGGAACUAACUCUCAACGGCGUGCUAGUUCGUCUCCGGACUGAUGAAAAAAACCAACGCAGAGAGCAAGUAAUCAUUGCUACGACGUCAGGCCCAGCAAGCUCAGCUUCCAUGCUUAAUUCCGGUAACUUUGUGUUAUACGACAAUAAUUCUCGUGUUAUCUGGGAAAGCUUUCAUUUUCCGACCGACACCAUUUUGGGGGGCCAAAAUCUCACUUCUGGGAAAAAUUUGGUGUCCAGUAAGUCCGUUUCAGACCAUUCAAGUGGGAGAUUUUUGCUCGGUAUGCAAGAAGAUGGAAACCUUGUUGCGUACCCUUUAAACAGUUCAUAUGCUUCAGAAGAGAGUUAUUGGGCUUCUGGGUUUUAUGGUUAUAAAUCAGAUCUCUAUCUUAACCGCACGGGCUUCUUAUAUCUGCAAGUUAGAGGUACAGAUUUCGGACGUUUGUCUCAACAACGCAUUUUGGCUGAUGGAAGCUCUGCAGAACAGAAAAAUGAGAGUCAUGCGAUUAUCCACCGGGCAACGCUUGGUGAUGACGGGAUUUUCAGAUUGUACUCGCAUUAUUUUUGGAGCAACAAAAGCUCAAGAGUUGUGGUCAAGUGGUUGGCUUUGGAGAACAAAUGCGAUGUCAAAGGUUUCUGUGGCUUCAACAGUUUCUGUGCUUUGGAGGGAAAGGAAGCAAGCUGUCGUUGUUUUCCCGGGUUUGAUUUCGUUGACCCCAAUUCGAAAUCUCUCGGGUGUUAUCAGAAUUUCGAUGAAGGUCAUAAUUGUAGAGAAAAUGAAGCCUCAGAAUCGAUCACGAGGUAUAAUAUUACUGGUCCUUUAGAGAAUGUGUCGUGGAUUAACUAUCCUUAUUCAGUUCUUCCAUUGAAGGAAGAACUUUGUUGCAAGUCCUGUCUUGAUGACUGUAAUUGUUGGGCAGUGUACACAAGUGCUAAUGAGUGUAGGAAAUAUAAACUUCCACUUAAGUAUGGCAAGAGAAUCGAAGACAUCACGCCUAUGGCUUUCUUCAAAGUGGUCUUGGAAAACUCUAAUACUCCAACUCAUGUCUCUCCUCCAGAUCGAGUAAAUCCGGAGAUCUCGGUUAGAAGUAAGAAUGCUCCAAUAUUGGUUCUGGCAUCAAGUUUAGGCUCUGUUGCAUUCUUGUGUUUUGUCUUCGCUUUAUCGAGUUUCGUUGUUUAUAAGCACCGAGCUCAUAGGUAUAAGAAACUGUUGGAUUCCAAUGUGGGACUGGCCGAAGAUUUCACUCUGCAAUCGUUUUCUUACGACGAGCUUGAGAGAGCGACUGAUGGGUUCAAGGAAGAGCUGGGAAGAGGAAGUUUUGGAGCAGUUUAUAAAGGGACUUUAGUAUUAUCUGCAGGGAGCAACAAAGCCGUCGCAGUGAAAAGACUAGAGAAAGUUGUGGAAGAAGGAAUAAGAGAGUUUCGAGCUGAAAUGGCCACCAUUGGAAGAACUCAUCACAGAAACUUAGUUCAGUUGAUUGGUUUCUGCAUUCAAGGCUCCAGAAAGCUUCUUGUUUAUGAAUUGAUGAGCAAUGGCUCACUUGCGGAUCUUCUCUUUAAGCGAAUUCCGCGCCCUGCUUGGAGAGAAAGAGUAAGGUUCAUACUAGAUGUUGCUAGAGGAGUCUUCUAUUUACAUGAAGAGUGUGGAGUCCAUGUGAUACACUGCAACUUGAAACCUCAAAAUAUACUACUAGAUGAUACAUGGACCGCAAAGAUCUCCGAUUUCGGUUUCGCCCGGCUAUUGAUGCCUAAUCAAGCAAAAUUGUCCACGGAAGUUGAUGGCACAUCCAUUGGGUAUUUUGCUCCUGAAUGGCAAAAGAAUGCCUUGAUUUCAGUUAAAGCUGACAUUUACAGUUUUGGUAUUGUGUUAUUGGAGACUGUGUGUUGCAGAAGAAACAUAGAACUGAAUGUUUCGACGGGGGAUGAAAUAAUUCUUUCUAGUUGGGUCUAUCACUGUUUUGUCGCUGGAGAACUUAACAAACUUGUGGAAGAUCAUGAUGAACAAGUUGACGUAACAACACUAGAAAGGAUGGUGAAAGUGGGCCUUUGGUGCGUUCAAGAUGAUCCAGCUUUGCGUCCUUUGAUGAAAAAUGUUAUCUUGAUGUUGGAAGGUGCAAUGGACAUUCCAAUACCUCCAUCCCCGGAGCUUCCCCAUUUAGCUUCAUGAUGUGUGUGUUUAAGCUAUUUCAUGUAUUGAAAAUAUGGAUCUUUUUUACAUACUCUACCAUUUUACAUGUUUCUCAAUAGCUCUGAUCACAAUGAAAAAGUAUGUAAAUUUAAUAGAAUCUUAUGCAGAUUUUAUGGUUUAAACUUUAAAA
Morus notabilis is the source of this 2593-nucleotide messenger RNA. Its product is annotated as G-type lectin S-receptor-like serine/threonine-protein kinase LECRK1. Bases 1 to 2442 code for a protein of 813 amino acids. The record is from RefSeq and is a predicted model, not a curated record. Gene Ontology annotation, molecular function: protein serine/threonine kinase activity; ATP binding. Lineage: Eukaryota; Viridiplantae; Streptophyta; Magnoliopsida; Rosales; Moraceae. The transcript has a single exon. Gene Ontology annotation, biological process: protein phosphorylation; recognition of pollen.